Messenger RNA from Solanum tuberosum (potato), 1543 nucleotides. RefSeq names its product pentatricopeptide repeat-containing protein At4g18975, chloroplastic. The transcript has 8 exons. The coding region runs from base 313 to 1110 and encodes 265 amino acids. NCBI's taxonomy places the organism in Eukaryota, Viridiplantae, Streptophyta, Magnoliopsida, Solanales, Solanaceae. The record is from RefSeq and is a predicted model, not a curated record. Gene Ontology annotation, molecular function: protein binding.
CCAAAUCAUUCCGACCCGCCAAUUUGAAAGGACGAUAGCUUCUCGAGCUUCUUCUCCGGUCUAAUCUAUCGAACCACCACAACUCUACGCCGGCCGCCACUUCCUUCACCCAGUUUCUUUAUCCGGCGAACUCACUCCGAGUAGUUUCUACUGAGAAAUGAAACUCUUCGAAACUUGGGAUAAUAGGCCCGUCCGUCGACCCUUAUCUGGUUAAAUACGAGAUUUGGCUCCACAACCAAGUGUAUUCAGCUAUUCGUCAUUAUCUAUCAUUCUUGCAGAAACUGAAUUUAUUUUUAGAACUGCUGUGCUAGAAUGGGAGGUUCUCUACAAUUUCACUUCUUCAGUUGCAACAUUUUGCUUAAGGGAAUAAACUCAACCGGGUUAUCGGAUAAGUUAAAUGUAACCUCUGCUCUUAAAGAUUCCAAGAAGCAGGGUGAACUUUCUCUUACUAUCUCUGAUACUGCUGAUCAGAAGAAAGUUCAGAAGGCUGGAAAAGUAGAACAUCACCUAUGGAAGAAAAGAGAAUCUGCUGGAUCUGGACAAAAAGCGCUGAAUCUUGUUCGGAUUAUUUCUGGACUUCCAAAUGAGAAAGAGUCUGUUUAUGGUGCAUUAGAUAAAUGGAUUGCAUGGGAGGCAGAGUUUCCAUUGAUUGCAGCUGCUAAGGCUCUAAGAAUCUUAAGGCAACAGCGGCUGUGGAAACGAGUAAUUCAAGUUGCUAAGUGGAUGUUGAGCAAAGGUCAAGGUGCAACAAUGGCAACCUAUGAUGCACUUCUGCUAGCAUUUGAUAUGGACAAUAGGGUAGAUGAAGCAGAAACGUUAUGGAAUAUGAUUUUGCAUACAAGCACGCGGUCUGUCUCGAAACGGCUCUUCUCCAGGAUGAUUUCAUUGUAUGAUCAUCAUCAUGUGCCAGAUAAGAUAGUUGAGGUGUUUGCAGACAUGGAGGAGUUAGGGGUGAAACCAGAUGAAGAUACAGUUGGAAGAGUUGCAAGAGCCUUCCAGAUGUUGGGCCAAGAAGAUAAGCAAAAACUGGUUCUCAAAAAGUAUCAAAGCAGAUGGAAAUAUGUCCAUUUCAACGGUGAAAGAGCAAGAGUGAGAAGAGAUAUGGAGUGAAUAAAAGUUAUAUUUCUUGCAUGGGGGAAGAGCAAUAACUACUUGGUUGAUAUUAUACAUACUGGAAAAUACUCAUGUCAGAUAAAAUCCAAGUUGCUGUAGUUGUGUUGAUAAAUCCCUGGUGAGAUCGUGUCUUGAAUACGAAGACUCUACUUGGCUGAUGAUACAAGACAUAACUAGAAGUCAACAAGAUUGAUGAAAGUGUAACCUCAUCGCAGUUGAUUUCUUUUGUGGAAGCAAGACUACCAAACCAUACUACACCUUAUAGUGAAAGAGAUUUUCCCCGUUAUACUGAUAUCAUUGGGUUUUUCAGUACAAAGAUUCGUUUUAGUUCUGUUUGUCUUAACAUGUUUGUAUCUGAAUUUCUUGUACAGAGAUAAUGGUUUAUAAAGUAUUCAUGUCAUCAAUCAAAUCUUGAAUUUCAAUUUUCUCA